Fonsecaea pedrosoi CBS 271.37 is the source of this 2151-nucleotide messenger RNA. RefSeq lists its product as uncharacterized. Gene Ontology annotation, biological process: regulation of DNA-templated transcription; DNA-templated transcription. The transcript is spliced from 7 exons. Gene Ontology annotation, molecular function: transcription cis-regulatory region binding; zinc ion binding; DNA-binding transcription factor activity, RNA polymerase II-specific. Lineage: Eukaryota; Fungi; Ascomycota; Eurotiomycetes; Chaetothyriales; Herpotrichiellaceae. Gene Ontology annotation, cellular component: nucleus. The coding region runs from base 1 to 2151 and encodes 716 amino acids. The record is from RefSeq and is a predicted model, not a curated record.
AUGAGUUCUAGUUCGUCUGCUAAUCAAGAUGUCACGUCUGCUUCGGCGCAAGCAAAGCAGGCUGCGUGUCUGGAAUGUCGCCGGAGCAAGGUGAAAUGUACGCGCGAUGCCAAUGCCCCGGUGUGUCGGAAGUGCCAGCAGGCAGGUCUGCAAUGUGUCACGCCAGAGUACCACGUUGGACGGUAUAAAGGGGUCAAGAACAAGAGAACAGGGUUGGAAAAGGCAAUCUAUCAGGUCGAACAGGCACUCAAGCGAACCAAAGAUGGAUCGACUGGGCUCUCCUCCGAGGUUGAAGCCGACCUUCGACAGUUGAUCGGGGCCCCUCAGACCGACACUGCGCUACAGAGGAGGGCGAACGACAGCAAUAGUAACGAGGCGACUGCUACGGACCAUGGCGAGAAACCCGACGAACUCGCACUCAACAAUGCCGACAAUCCCCUGCAAUUGCUUGCCAUGGCCUCUGUGCUGCCGGGCCAUUCACCUUCGACCGUAAUGUCCACAUCGCCCGCAGGUGUUGCGUCGCAACCGGGAACGAAUGACGCAAACCUUGGCGACGUCGAAUUACAGCAGUUUUUUGGCUCCCUCAUGCCCAGGCUGGAUAAUUCUCCCGAUCUUGACCCGAUCGACCUGGGGCUUGUGACACAGGAUGAAGCCGACUCGCUGUUUGCCUACUUCUACGAACGACUAUCGCAUACAAGAUGGGGUCUUGACCCUACCCUCCACACGGCGUCAUUUGUGCGGUCAAGGUCAGCUUUUCUGUUCACCUCCAUUCUAGCCGCCUCUGCACUAUUCCUCCCCAAGGCGGAGGCAUUGUCGAAGCGACUCUCCAACCACCGAAACAAUCUCGCACAAACCGUGAUAUUCAAGAGACAUAGAUCAGUCGAGAUUGUGUUGGCUUUCAUGGUUAACAUUCCUUGGAUGACGCCGGCGAAACACUGGGCGGACGAUGAGACAUGCGCGUAUCUCUCGAUGGCGCUGAGCCUGGCAUUGGACCUCUCUCUGAACAAGAUUGUGGUUCCUUCCCCCACGAUCCGUCCCGCGGGCUUUCUCGACCGGGUGGCCAAGGCCGAGUGUAUCGAUUCCGCAAAGGCUUUGCAAUUAGAUGGUUUCCCGCACGUCGAUCCGACUUCCACCUUGGGCCGUCGUUUAUUGAGGACCCGUGAGCGGGUAUGGCUUGCAUUAUUCGUUCUUGAUCGAGGCAUCUGCCUUGCAAGGGGAAGGCCAUAUGCUGUUCCAAUCGGGCCACUGGUGGACAGCUGUGACACGUGGCACAUUUCUGACAUCGCCGAUCGAUGGGAUGGCAGCGUCAUCUCAGCAGCUGUUUUGAGACGAGACUUGGUCGGUCUCAUCACGAGUGUCCGCGAAUUUUGUGAUGGUAGUCAAGGUGUCAAUGGUGGCUCAGCGGCCGUGAGAUUCCUGAAAGACAAAAUCGACCGUUUCUUUGAACAGUGGUAUGCAGUUUGGUCACGUCAAAUCACACAAGGCGACGGUCAAUUACCUCCCUACGUCGAGAUCCUUGUUUCUCACACCAAACUUUCCACAUAUUGUAACGUCGUUAACCACCCGACGGCCUCGAAUGACGUGAAACAAUUCUUUCGCGCCGCAGGACUUGCAUCAGCCAUGAAUGUCAUGCGUGCAGCGGUCCAGGGAGAGAAUCGACUCAAAUCGAUGCCGAACAACACCGUCAUCAUGGUCUCUUUCGCGGCAACUUUCGCUCUCGCCCUUGGAACCACGAGUCAGGGCAAUCGAGCCAUGCUAGCCCCAAAUGCGAGAACCCUGAUUGAAGAGACAGCCCAAGUUUUGGAGAGGAUUGGCAGCUCCCCGCGACACCGCAAGGGUCUCUCCGUCCUUUUCGCGAGGCACAUUCGGCGAAUCAUGCAGAGCUCAGUUCUCAGUCCUCCCGAAGACAACCAGGGCUUUGUCUCGGGCCCUUCAGAGGAGCAACAUCAUCAACAAGAUCAGAAUCCUAAGCACAAUCCCCCACGGACAGCCUCAAUGCCUGCGCCCAAUGUUGCACUGGAGCCGUAUGUGUUUGACAUGACGGACGACCAGAUCCUCGAAGCCAUCAACAACGCUAGUACUUCGCAGGACUUGUUCCAACUUGACGAGACUAUGUUCUUCGACUGGUUAGACUGGCCCAACGUCACAUGA